AUGCAUUUAUUUACUUCAGAGUCGAGGAUGACGCCGUCUCUUUUAUUCCCAGCCUUUCUGUUUUUGGCACCCGUGCUGCUGAAGGGUCUCUGGGUCAGUGGCUCCCCGGGCUGCGCGUCCUGUAGCUUAUCGGCGAUCGAAAAAGACGCACAGGAAAAGAUGAUGAUAGAAAUCGUCAAGCAGCAACUUUUGGACAAGCUGCACCUGAAAGAGAGACCAAACAUUACUCAGACGGUUCCCCGGGUCGCGCUCCUCACUGCGCUGCGUAAACUGCAUGCGGGGCGCGUCAGACAGGACGGUACCCUUGAAUUAGAGAACACCAUACCGACCAAAGAUCAAGGCUAUGAAAUAGUGAGCUUUGCAGAUUUAAACGGGACAGAGAGCGGUGAUGCAGCCAGUCUCAGUCUUACCUUCCAGUUUCUGCAGGAGCGUGGCCAGAGCAUCCACGUAAUCCAGUCUUCUCUGUGGAUCUACGCCCGCUCCUCAAGUCGGGACUCCCGUCUCUCUGCACGGGUUUUCAUCUCUGCCGAAGAUGGGGUGUCAGGCGUUAACCGCACCCUGGUGAUGGAGAAGAUGCUGGAGGUCCAGGAGAGUAACUGGCACACCUUCCCUAUCACCCGCACCCUGCAGGCCUUCCUGGAUGGAGGCCAGCGCCGGCUGAGGCUGGAGGUCAGCUGCGAUGAAGACGGGAAGAACCUCUGCUCCCUUGAUGACGCUGCCACCCCAAACCAGCCCUUCCUGGUGGCCCAGGUGCGUCUCCGGGAAGAUCACUCCAAACACAGGCUCAGAAAGCGCUCGUUGCGUUGUGGGGACGAUGUGAGCGUGUGCUGCAAGAGAGACUUCUACAUCAAGUUCAAGGAUAUCCAGUGGCACGACUGGAUCAUUGCACCUGAAGGCUACCACAUGAACUACUGCAUGGGCCAGUGCCCCCAGCAUCUGGCUGGCUCUCCGGGCAUAGCUUCCUCCUUCCAUGCCACUGUCUUCAGCCAGCUCAAAGUCAACGGCAUCAACACGGCUGCAUCUUCAUGCUGUGUUCCCACUGAGCGCCGGCCACUCUCCAUGGUGUACUUCAACUCCCAGCACAGCAUUGUCAAAACGGACGUGCCUGACAUGAUAGUGGAGUCCUGUGGAUGUACAUAAAGGAGAGACUAUCAAAGACAUGAUAUAGUUAAUAUAGAUUUCAACAGAGAAUAUUAAAUAUGUAAGUAUUUUUCUAUAUCUAGUUUGGGACAACAAACUCUAAAUAUAUUGUAUUUUUCUAAAAGAGAAGUCCCAAAUUAGACACACAAGUGUGUUGAAAUUAAUAGACACACCGUUAAGCAGUUUACAUGCAUAUAAACGAUGACUACAAUGUCACAAAAUUAACAUUGCAUUUCAGUUGGCACAGAGAUAUUUUUUGUACUAUAUUUUAAGAAAUCAGUUUGCCACACAAAUUAAAUUUCUGAUAUGCAGUAUGUAAAGAGCUAGUUGGAGGCGAAAUGUUGAGUGCCAACUGAGUGAAUCUAAAUGAGAUUAUACACGGAGAAACAUUUUGGUAACACUUAUAACAGUCAUUGAUCUUUAUAAAGGUUCCUUUGUGUCCCUGACAAGUUUUGUGUCAUGGUUAUGACAGUGUCAUAAUGUUCUUUUAUCCAUAUAUCAGAGGCAUCAAUUAAAGAGAGGAUAGAAACAUAUGGCAGUCUCAACACAGACAAGAAAGAUGUGACAUUAAUGUCAAAUAUUCACAGUGGUGACAAGUAGAUCAGGCCAGGGCUGAUAUAAGUCACACUUAUGUUGAAGAAUUUGUUUUAUGGAGGUCACAAAAAAUACAAAAUAGAUUAAUAUGUGGCCUUCACUGUAGUGUGCAUUUUAGAGAUGCAAUCUUUUUUUAAAUUUCAUUUCAUUGUAGGUUAUUUAUUUUAUGUUUCAGAAUUGCUGCUGGGAUUCAGUCCAAAAUAAGAUUUUUUAUGGAUCUCAUGACCUGAGCAGCACUGACUUGCUCUUUCAAAGCUGAGCAAAACAUUAGUUACGUGGUUAUUUUUUCCACGUUAUUAAGUCACAGUGUCCACAUGCGGUAUAUCUGCACACUUUAUAUUACACACAUUGUUAUAUUUUCAUGAUCUGCACCUUUUGCUUAGCCUAACAUUAUAAUAUAUUUUAAAGCAAGACUUUUAAAAAACAAAGAGAGAGAUCCUUGAUUUAAAGUGUGCCUUCUUCUGUAAGUCGUGAUGGCAAAGUGGAACUUCAGUAUCACAUCAUCUUGGUCUAAAUACCAAAGAAAAUCCACUUAAUUGAGUAUUAUUACUGAUUAAUGCAGUUUUUAUAUGUGGACCUGUGAUGCAAUGUUCAUAUGGGUUUUAAAUAUGUUUUAUAUAUGGAAUUUUCUUAAAUUACAGCCAACAAACAUUUUAGUUUUAUUGUGAAGUGGCUGCGAGAAGCAGUUUUUUUUUAUGAUUGAGCCGAAACAAACGGGUACAUUCUGCCCUGAUUUCUUCUGCUGGUGCUGCACGCAGGUGAAAUACGUUUGAUCAGCAUCUCCACUGUACUAUUUACACAAGGAGACUAAUCAGUUGGGUAACUAUAUGAACCCAAGGUCAUUUCUCAGCAGCGUGAGCAAACAUUUAGCUAUUGCUUCAGUGUCAGGUUGUGUGAAGGUCUGCGAGGCUGGUGGGUCACUAGGCAUGUGCUGCUGCACGUUGGCACUGAGAUCUCUCAGUCUAAAGUCUAAAGUUUUCUGGGAUGAUGUAAAAUAAGAGGCUCCAACAUCAUCCUCGUAUCCCAACAGCACAAUUUUUAUUCCUUUAAUUCAUCUUUGAGAAUGUACAGUAUGUCCAUACCUAAAAAAAUAACUAAGUGAGGUGUGAGAUGUGCAUUAAUGCUAAAAUGGCUAAAAAGUGUUUCGCACAUAAGCCACACAAUGCAAAACAACGUUACUCACAGAUGGGGAACAAAUGGUGCAACAGCUCGUAAAAAACAAAGUCAUAAAUUAUCCGAAAAACACUUUUUUAUGAGAUUUUCAAAUGUGGUAUCGGCAAUGACUCAAAGAUUUUAACGUCUGUCAGCAUCUGCUUCAUUUAAGCCAUAAUGCACAUAGAAGAAUCAUAUAGUACUAUCAUCUCUUACAUACACACUACAAAUAUUGCUAGUAUGUCCAAUAUGUCUAUAGUAUAGAUCUGAGACCCAGGCCUUGUCUACUUCUCGCCUAUCUUUACAUCAAGUGGUGUAAAAGCCAAAGAUAUUUUCUACUCUGAUGUUUCAUGGGUUUGUCCUUUCUGUGUUGCUAAACUAUAUUGUACUGCCAUGAUACACAGGGAAGAUUUUCAUUUUCAGGCAGUGAGUUGUGGCAUUUUUGCCCAAACAUUUCUAUUACAUUUCCGACCAAAUAGCCCACAAACAUGUUUCACCUCUCUCUGUUGCCUCUCAAAGCUGCUUUUGUAUUAUUUCUUCCAACCUGUGUAAAACAAUUCUAAUGCUCAAGUUUAUUGUGUGUUAUUUUUAUCUUGCAAGCACCCCCUUGUCCCAGGACUCAAUGUGGCAUUGAGGUGCCAUCAUAACCUAACUUAUUAAGCACUUUAUCACCCUACUGUAUUUUUUUUAGAGCAAAUUUUGCUUCAGGGUUCUACUACCUACAGCUCACGUGGGAACUAUAGAAAAUGUAGAUACUGUAGACCUGCAGAAAGCAAAUGUCAGUCAUCUGAUUCUCGCUCUAGUUGUGGCACGCACAUUUCUGUAUACUGUAACUGGUGGAAAUGGAGCCAAGGAUUUCAAUUUUGUGUCAAUUUAAAGUUGUAAUUACUGUCUUUAUUUUUUAUAUGAUGCUAUAUUUCAUGUAUAAUGAAUGUAAUAGCAAAUGGAAUGAUAUGGUUACAGUUAAAGUAUAUUUUUUAAUAAAUAAAUAUUUUAAAUCAACCUGGAUGUUUCCAUUUUAUGUUUUCUCUCCUCUUUAGCCACAAUGACAACACACUGCACCUUGGAACAGAAAGAAUAAUAGUCAAAGUCAUUAUGAAAAAUGUAUACAACUUGAACUGACCACAGCAGAGAAAAUGACGUAUCACUAAAUACAAAUACACAGUCGCCGAU
Centropristis striata (black sea bass) is the source of this 4059-nucleotide messenger RNA. Its product is annotated as inhibin beta B chain. Lineage: Eukaryota; Metazoa; Chordata; Actinopteri; Perciformes; Serranidae. Gene Ontology annotation, molecular function: growth factor activity; hormone activity; cytokine activity. The record is from RefSeq and is a predicted model, not a curated record. The transcript has 2 exons. Gene Ontology annotation, biological process: SMAD protein signal transduction; BMP signaling pathway. Bases 1 to 1140 code for a protein of 379 amino acids. Gene Ontology annotation, cellular component: extracellular region.